Molecule: messenger RNA, 2138 nt
Organism: Pongo pygmaeus (Bornean orangutan)
Lineage: Eukaryota; Metazoa; Chordata; Mammalia; Primates; Hominidae
Gene: TMA16
Product: translation machinery associated 16 homolog
Exons: 7
Coding region: 494-1105 (203 amino acids)
Cellular component (GO): nucleus
Source: RefSeq, a predicted model, not a curated record
CCUUUUGAGAGGGUCCCAGCCCCUGAGAUGCGGGAGCCCGCAAGAGGGAACCUCUUGUCUGAAGAGGUUGCUGCGCCCUGGAGUCGUGCUCUGGGACAGAUGGGCAAGCUCCGCUCUUGGGGCCGGAAUGCGACGGGCCGGGAGCGUGUAGCGUCUCCACCCGGGCUCCAAUCCCCAGCCUCGCACUCAGCGCCAGGCCGAGUUCAGCCUCCCGCCGCAAGUUCCCUCCCGCCGCUCCCAGCGAGCACGCAGGUCCGGGUGUCCGUUCAGCUAGGGCUUAAAAACCCAACACGGGCGAAAAAGACGCGGUCUCAGUUAACGGGGACGCUUUAAAGCAACGCACUUCCCUCUCCUGUUCCGGUUGGGUCGGCGCGGGCUUCUCAGGCCGCACGUGGGAUUCGGCCCGGUGCUCUUGUAAGCUGCUGCUCCUGCGGUUGGUGAGAUUACCUGGGUCUUGAGUGCGGAGCUGCUCCGUGGCCACGAGGACGGCACCAUGCCUAAAGCACCAAAGGGAAAAAGUACAGGACGGGAAAAAAAAGUCAUCCAUCCAUAUAGUAGAAAAGCAGCUCAAAUUACGAGAGAGGCCCACAAACAAGAAAAAAAGGAAAAAUUGAAGAAUGAAAAGGCCUUGCGUCUCAACCUUGUUGGUGAAAAACUGCAAUGGUUUCAAAAUCAUCUUGAUCCCCAAAAAAAGAGAUAUUCAAAGAAAGAUGCUUGUGAACUAAUUGAAAGGUACCUAAAUCGAUUCAGCAGUGAGCUGGAGCAGAUUGAGUUACAUAACAGUAUCAGGGACAGGCAGGGGAGGCGGCACUGUUCCCGGGAGACCGUCAUCAAGCAGACGAUGGAGCGGGAGCGGCAGCAGUUUGAAGGAUAUGGCCUUGAGAUUCCAGACAUUCUAAAUGCAAGUAAUCUGAAAACAUUUAGGGAAUGGGACUUUGAUCUGAAGAAACUACCAAACAUUAAAAUGAGAAAAAUUUGCGCUAAUGAUGCAAUUCCCAAGAAGUGCAAGAGGAAAACUAUUAUAACUGUAGACCAAGAUUUGGGGGAAUUGGAACUAAACGAUGAAUCAAGUGAUUCAGAUGAGGAAAUGACUGCAGUGGCCUAACUGUCUUCACUUGAAUUGAAAAUAAAUAAUUUGAGAGCUUCAAAUUAUAUUCAUUGAUUAUGGUACCUAAUUGUCAAGAUACAAAAAUUUGAUACUGACAUUCUCUUAUGUGAUGAGAGUUUCAUUUGCGUUUCAAAAAUGGUGUUAUGAUAUUUAUUUUAAAAUGAAGAUUGCUUUUCAUUUACAUUAAGUUGCUAAAAUAGAUAGACGUGAUCUGCAGAAGUUGUUUAGUCUUCAUCUGAAUUUUGGGCCGGGAGGGAGCAAUAUAACUAAGGACAAAAAAUGUGUUGUGUUUCUUGUGUAUUUAUGAUCACCUAAUUUCACAUUUUGUGAAAUGGACAGUAACCUGUUUCCUGAAAGAUUCCUGUGGGUACUUUUUGAGCUGUGAUAAUAGCAAAAUUGUUUUUCGGUAAUAAUAUCACACUAAUGCUUCUUUUAAACAUUAAACCUAUUUUCCUUUUUUACAAAAUAAGGGAAAAUGUGACAAGAAGUUUGUAUACACUGGUGGAUUAUAGAUUAUUAUUUAUCUUCUGAACCAGAGCUAAAUGGUAAAAGAAAAAAAUCAGUGAUGAUUGUUAUGUUCAUCUCCCACAAUUAAUUUGUCUUUUGACAAAGGGGAUAAAGAGUUUCAGUUUAGCUCCUUUUGAUUGUAUAUUAUUUUUUGCUUUUUUAUUGUGAAAAGUGAUAGGUUUUAUUUGUGGAGAGAGAAUUGAAGAUAAGAGAACCAGUGAUUUUAAUUAUGCUGCUUUUUCUUCUAAGAGAUAAAUUGACAUAUAAUUCAGUAUUUUCAGUGUCAUGAAAAACAUGAAUGUUGUACAAUUUUCUUCCUCAAAAAACUUUUUAAAUGCAAGUAUCCUUAUUAUUUUUUUAAAAGAGCACAAUGCAGGUGUAUUUGAGUAUUUUCAAGAAAAGAAUAAAAACAUUAAUGCAGUAUUAGGUUAACUGGAUAUCAACUAAGCCUUGUUAACAGUUAAAGUAUUAUAACUUUUUUUACUUCUGAAAAUUAAAAAUAAAAUUUAUUUCUUCAAUUUCA